Molecule: messenger RNA, 2014 nt
Organism: Telopea speciosissima
Lineage: Eukaryota; Viridiplantae; Streptophyta; Magnoliopsida; Proteales; Proteaceae
Exons: 2
Coding region: 144-1856 (570 amino acids)
Source: RefSeq, a predicted model, not a curated record
GUUUCCUCUUUUCUCUUUCAAAGCUGCAACAACCGCCGUACAAUCUCAUGUAGUUGGGGAAGUAUGCUUAGGAUCUGAAUUGGGAAACAAAUAUUUCGGAGACUCCUGGAAUAUCCUUCACGUUUUCUCCCGAGAGUUUAGAGAUGUUUGGCUGCAAGUGUUUCUAUUGGAACAGAAUCUCUAAUUUAUCGUCUCCUCCUGAACCGGAGCCUUUUUCUCUGCCGAGGCCGCUUCCUCGAUGGCCUGAAGGUCAAGGUUUUGCCAGCCGAAGAAUUUGUCUGGGAGAAAUCGAAGUUGUUCAAAUCACCAAGUUUGAGAGUGUUUGGAGCUACAGUUCAUUGAAUGAUAGCAGAAAAGGUGUUGUAUUCUAUAAACCCAUAGGAAUCCCAGAUGGCCUUUUCAGCCUUGGUUAUUACUGCCAACCAAUUGAUCAGCCUUUACGAGGGUUUGUUCUUGCUGCUGGAGAAGUGGUUCCUUCUGAUGCAAAAGAUAGGCAUUUUUUCCAAACAAGUGACUCACCAGCUCUUACCAAGCCUGUUGACUAUACACUAGUUUGGAGUUCAGAUGACUGGGAUGGCGACAAUCAUGAUGGAUGUGGUUACUUUUGGUUGCCAGAAGCACCUGAAGGUUAUAAAGCUAUGGGACAUGUGGUCACUAACCAGCCAGGCAAGCCUUCACUUGAAGAAGUGAGAUGUGUCCGAGCUGAUCUCACAGAGACCUGUGAGACCAAUAGUUUAAUUCUUAAAAUAAACUCCAAUUCUCCCAAAUUCCCAUUUCGGGUUUGGAAAACAAGACCCUGCCAUAGAGGAAUGUUGGGUAAAGGUUUGUCUGUUGGAACAUUCUUCUGCAGUAGCUACUGGACCUCUGGAGAUGAGCUGAAUAUUGCAUGCUUGAAAAACCUCGAUUCAAGCCUGCAUGCAAUGCCAAAUCUGGAACAAGUCCAUGCUCUUAUCAAACACUAUGGGCCUACAGUUUUCUUCCAUCCAGAUGAGAUAUAUUUGCCUUCUUCUGUGGCAUGGUUUUUCAAAAAUGGAGCCUUGUUAUACAGAAAAGGCGAGAUAGAUGGUGAGGCAAUUGACGCUAGAGGCUCAAACCUUCCAAAUGGUGGCAGUAAUGAUGGGGAAUAUUGGAUAGACUUGCCAAAUGAUGAUCGUCGGAAAAGUGUUAAAUGUGGCAACAUUGAAAGUGCAGAACUCUAUGUUCAUGUGAAACCGGCCUUGGGGGGAACCUUCACGGAUAUUGCAAUCUGGGUCUUUUGUCCCUUCAAUGGGCCAGCCACUAUCAGGGUUGGGGUUUUAGAUUUUGAACUCAGCAAGAUAGGACAGCAUGUUGGUGAUUGGGAGCAUUUCACGCUCCGUGUGAGCAACUUCACUGGUGAGCUCUUGAGCAUAUACUUCUCACAGCACAGCGGUGGUGAAUGGGUGGAUGCAUGGAACUUGGAGUUCAUUGAAGGGAACAAGCCAAUUGUUUAUUCGUCAAAACACGGUCAUGCAAGCUUCCCACACCCUGGGAGCUAUAUUCAAGGUUCUGAGAAACUGAGGAUAGGAGUGAGGAAUGAUGCUGCUCGAAGCAGCUUUUACGUGGAUUCGAGUAUCAAGUAUCAAAUUGUUGCAGCUGAGUACCUUGGCGAUGGAAUCGUUACAGAGCCAUGUUGGUUACAGUAUAUGAGAGAAUGGGGUCCAACCAUUGUGUAUAAUUCACGAUCAGAACUUGACAAGAUAAUUAGUUUUCUCCCAGUGCUGAUCAGGUUUUCUGUGGAGAACAUUUUUGACAAAAUCCCAAUGGAACUUUCUGGAGAGGCAGGACCUACCGGACCCAAGGAGAAGAAUAACUGGGUGGGAGAUGAAAGAGGGUAGGUUGGUUUCAUUCGCCAUCUACCGUACAGAGUUCCAUAAAUAUUACCAAUCUGGGUGUUUUGGGCAUUUUUUUUUGUAACAGUAUGUAUAGUUAGUCAUUCCUUUUGGCAUAUAUAAGAUAGUGAGAGAUGUACUUUGACAAAAAGUCAAAAUUUUUA